Messenger RNA from Suillus fuscotomentosus, 774 nucleotides. RefSeq lists its product as uncharacterized. Gene Ontology annotation, cellular component: fungal-type cell wall. NCBI's taxonomy places the organism in Eukaryota, Fungi, Basidiomycota, Agaricomycetes, Boletales, Suillaceae. Gene Ontology annotation, molecular function: structural constituent of cell wall. The record is from RefSeq and is a predicted model, not a curated record. The coding region runs from base 344 to 658 and encodes 104 amino acids. The transcript is spliced from 3 exons.
CGAGUCGAGACUUGACAAGGCGAUCCGCCCAUCAAUCCCUCAUAAAUUUAAAUCAAUAACCGUCGUGAUAGGUGCCAAAAAUCAAGUCACGUGCUCUGAUACGCGUCUCGGCGUCUUAUAAGUUAUAGUGUUUUACGUUCUGCAAUUUCAGAUUCGACCGCGGUAACAAGAAGUAGGGCAAUACUACCCGGGAAGUAUCCCCAAACAAAUUCCCUGAGGCUGGGCUUCCGAAUCGUAUAAAACAUGGGCUUUGAAGACGACUUUUUUUCAUUCCCUCACCGCUCUUUGAACAGCCUUGACAGCUGAACUCUUAACCAACCUUCUUAAUCCUCUACUCUCAACAAUGUUCGCUCGCAUCUUUGCUAUUGCCUCUCUCGUCGCCUUCGCUCUUGCCAAUGGCCAGUGCAACACCGGCAACAUCCAGUGUUGCAAGAGUGCUACUUCUGUUGAGAAUUACAACUUGAUGGCCUCCAAUGACCCGAGUCUCAUCACUAUUCCUGCUGACCUUGUUGGCCUUGUUGGCCUUGACUGCAGCGCUCUCACCAUCGUGGGUGGCGGCGCAGGCUGCGAGGCUAACCAGGAACCGAUGUGCUGCAGCAACAACAAAUACGACGGUGUUGUGAAUGUUGGUUGCACUCCCAUCAACAUCAGCCCCUAGAUACCCAGUAUACCUUUGGUGGACAAUUGGUCAAUAUAAGGUUGGAAGGUCGCUCAUUUGAUCUCGAUAUCUCUCGCCCUCUUACUACUACAUAAUAAUACACUCUAUUUGCUUUU